AUAUCAUAUGCACGGAUUGCCAAGGUCACCAUUGUUUCUAGUUUUGUUUGAAAAGACAAGAUUUUCAAGGAAUUGGUAUAUUAAAAUGGGAUUUUCAAUGUUUGGACUGCAGGGAAUUUAAGAUGUAAUUUGAUUUGGAUGAAUUUGGAAACCAAAUAUGCAAUUUUCAUAUAUACUAGUUAAUGUACACGUGCAGCAUUUUUCUUUUUAUAUGAUUUUAGAUUUUAAGUGCUUAUCAUAUAUACCAAUACACAUCAUGCAGAAUACCCUGGAAUCAAAGAAAUGGACCACCCAUUUAAAUUCUAAACUUCAACACAUCCACCUAAGAAAGGUAUAUAACAGAAGCUUAUAGAACAGUAGUACCCAGAUGAAUAAAAAACAAGAAAGAAAAGCGAAUAAGAAAAGGGUAUACUUUGAGAGAGAGUCCUAUUAGUACAAGGUAGGAAUCUAUCCCAAGCUUUCAGAACCAAACCUAUAACUCCUCCAAGAAUAAAAUUGGAGUCAUCUUUGGAUUCAGGCUAGGAAUAUUGUUUAAAUCAGUCUAUUGCAUUCCUGCGAAAAGGCAUUGCCAUCCAAAAAUAACCACUGUUGAUGUCAUCACUCCUACAAAUGGAAUGGCCCUUCGCAGUUGAUUCUCCCUCCAAAGAAAUGGGGUCGUCCUCUUUCUUCGUGUUCGUGUUCUUCCUUCUUCUUUUCUCCGUUGCUUUUCCUAGUGUGCUAGCAUUCACGGGAACAUAUGGAGUAAAUUAUGGCAGGCUUGCAGACAAUCUCCCAAAGCCUGGAACCGUAGCGUUGCUUCUGAAAGCAAACAAGAUAAAGAACAUCAGAAUUUACGAUGCUGAUCAUGAAGUUCUUACAGCCUUCAACAAGUCUGGCAUUGAAAUUGUGGUCGGACUGGGGAAUGAGUUUUUGAAGGACAUGAGUGUGAGUGAGGACCGCGCCAUAGAUUGGGUGAAACAAAAUGUGGAGCCAUUCCUCCCCGAAACUUCCAUCAGAGGAAUCGCCGUGGGAAACGAGAUCUUGGGGAAUGCUGAUCCAGAACUCUGGGAGGUCUUGUUGCCUGCAGUGAAAAAUGUCUAUAAUGCCCUUUACGUGCUAAACCUGACUCGGAUAGUUGAGGUCUCAUCACCCCAUUCAGAGGGCGUUUUUGCCACUUCCUACCCUCCAUCGGCAGCCACUUUCAAGGAAUCUAUGCUUCCAUACUUGAGGCCGCUUCUACAAUUCUUCUCUCAGAUUGGUUCACCUUUCUACAUAAACGCAUACCCAUUUCUUGCCUAUAUCAGUGAUCCUUCACACAUUGAUAUCAAUUAUGCUCUUUUCCAAAAAAAUUCUGGGAUCUAUGAUGCAAAGACUAAACUACAUUAUGAUAACAUGUUUGAUGCUCAGAUUGAUGCAGCCUAUUUUGCUCUGGAGAAGGUGGGAUUUCAGAAAAUGGAGGUUAUUGUGUCGGAAACUGGCUGGGCUUCUAAAGGGGAUGCAAAUGAAGCAGGGGCUUCGUUGAAAAAUGCAAGGACUUACAACGGUAAUCUGCGAAAGCGGCUAUUGAAGAGGAAGGGGACACCAUACAGGCCAAAGAGUGUGGUGAGAGCUUAUAUUUUUGCCUUGUUUAAUGAGGACUCCAAGCCCGGACCAACCUCGGAGAGAAACUUUGGACUGUUUAAACCUGAUGGGAGCAUUGCAUACGAUAUUGGGUUUAAUGGCCUCUCUUCUUCAGCACCAUCAUCAUCCCUUUUCUCCUUUAAGGAUAUUGGGUUACGAAGUUUGUUCAAAUCGUCAUACUCAUUGGUUUACGUGGCUUCUGCUGCAGUUCUACUUUUGAUAUUCACGUCAUGAUUUAUCAGAAAUUUCAUUUCGAUUUUACGCAGUUUGUGAAGGCAUUUCAUUUCAUGUCCUGCAAUAUGUACAUAUUGUUGCAGUGUUACUCUUCUUAUUGAUUCAUUUGUAUAUUCUUUGUAUUUACAGACUCUUUUUGAGUUUAUUUCAGCGAUGAUGCUAUGCAAUCUUCUUUAUUGGAAA
Camellia sinensis is the source of this 2016-nucleotide messenger RNA. RefSeq names its product glucan endo-1,3-beta-glucosidase 14. Gene Ontology annotation, molecular function: hydrolase activity, hydrolyzing O-glycosyl compounds. NCBI's taxonomy places the organism in Eukaryota, Viridiplantae, Streptophyta, Magnoliopsida, Ericales, Theaceae. Gene Ontology annotation, biological process: carbohydrate metabolic process. The record is from RefSeq and is a predicted model, not a curated record.